AUGGCUCCUCCGGGACAAAAAAAGCCACAACAAGGACAGCAAAAUGGACCGAAAAAGAAAGGAUACAAUCCAUAUAAUAAAUUCAAAAAUCGACAUUGGAAAAAGAAAAAGGGAAAUAAUGAUAAUUCAUCGAAGGAUGCUGGCGAAGAGUCAACUCGAAAUCAUUCACAUGCUGUUCCAUCAAGUCCAGUGAAAGUGAUUCAAACACCGAUCACAACUUAUAUUAAUAUUACUGAACAAACAGAACGAUACCGUGGCUGGUCUCUCUAUUUUCCCGAUACAGAUAAAGAAUCUGAUCUUAGUUAUCUGUCAGUUUGUCAAUUAUUCGAAAAAUAUUUCAAAAAUACGAGAGAUUUAUACGAUUAUGCUGCUAUCGAACAGAAACAGUCAUUUACGAUCAGUUAUUCGGAAAUUCUCAAUGAUCAGAUGUUUUUAGAAAAACAGCAAACAUGGAGUUUAUUCUUCUCCGAUCAGAAUGAAACAACAAUGCGACUUAUUGGUUUAGCUAUGCAUCAAUGUAUGACCGAUGAACAAGAAGAAAAAGAUCGUUUGGCAGCUAGUGAAUGUCAUCAUCCAACAGUACCUCUUGUUGAUCUACCAAUAAUUCAUGCUCGCCUAGUCAAUUUCACACCACAGAUUCAAUUAAAAGAGGUCAAAGCACAAGCUUACGGUAAAUUCGUUUCGAUUCGAGGCGUUGUUGUUCGUGUAAGUAAUUCACAAUGUUUGGUCAUUCGACUUGCAUACGAAUGUUCCACUUGUCGACAUACGUUUGGUGUCACAUGUGAAAAUGGUAAACAUACCGAACCAGAACGUUGUCCAACGCCUGGUUGUACAAGUCGAGUAUUCGUGCAACAACGUUCACAUCCAUUAACAACAAUUAUCGAUUGGCAAACGAUUCGAUUGCAAGAAGUUGCUUCUGAAGCAUCGAAGGCACCGGGUCGAAUUCCACAGACAAUUGAAUGUGAAUUAACAAACGAUCUUGUCAGUAGUGCGAUACCAGGUGAUGCCGUCGUUGUUUCUGGUAUUGUUAAAUUAAUGGUUGAUGAAAAUAAUGGAAUGCGGAAAGUAUCGGAUCAAUCUUUAUUACAAGUGUAUAUUGAUGUUAAUUCAGUUGUUAAUCAACGACUGAAUACAUCCGAAGGAUCUAUGAAUGGAAAUAGUCUGAUGAACACGAUGGACUUUUCUUUAUUUGAUUUGUAUGGUAUUCAGCAAAUUCAACAACAACGAAAUGUUUUGAAAUUAUUGGUUCAUUCACUUUGUCCAAGCAUCUACGGACAUGAACUUGUUAAAGCAGCACUUCUAAUGGCUUUGUUUGGUGGAUUAGUUCGAGGUGAAGAUGGUGCUUCUCAUAUACCUAUUCGAUCUGAUCCACAUAUAUUGAUUGUCGGUGAUCCGGGUCUUGGCAAAAGUCAGUUGCUUCACGCUUGUGUGAGUGUUGCACCACGAGGUGUUUAUGUUUGUGGUACAAGUUCAACCCAAUCGGGUUUGACUGUCACGUUGCACAAAGAUAAAGAUGGAGAAUUGAUGUUGGACGCUGGUGCACUUGUUAUGGCUCAUCAAGGUUGUUGUUGUAUCGAUGAAUUCGAUAAGAUGGUUACUCAACAACAAGUUUUACUUGAAGCAAUGGAACAACAGUGUGUAUCGAUUGCUAAAGGUGGAAUCAUGGCGAGUAUACCAGCACGAACAUGUGUUAUAGCUGCUGCAAAUCCUGUUGGUGGACAUUAUAAUAAAGGAAAAACAGUAUCAGAAAAUUUGAAAUUGAAAGGACCGAUUUUAAGUCGAUUUGACCUUGUUUUCAUUCUUAUCGAUCGUGCGGAUGAUGAACUUGAUUAUCGUUUAUCUGAACAUGUUCUUGCUCAACACAAUCGUUCAAUUCGUUCAUCACAUAACAAUACUACAGUCAGUUCAACUCGAACUCAAUAUGAAACAACGGCAGCGAAUUCCAAUUCGACCAACGAUACUUCUCUACUUGAUCAUUUACGCUUGAAAUCUGGUGAAACAAUCGAACCAAUAGGACCAAGUCUUUUACAAAAAUACAUUGCCUAUGCUCGUCGAUAUGUAAAACCACGUUUAACACGUGAAGCAAUCAACAUUUUGAAAAAAUUCUAUUUCGAAUUACGUGUUGCUCAUCAACGAGACGGUACAACUCCCAUUACCCUACGACAAUUGGAAUCAUUAAUGCGACUCACUGAAGCUCGUGCAAAACUCGAAUUACGUGAAGAAUGUACGAAAUCAGAUGCAAUUGAAGUCGUUCAAAUAAUGCGAGCUAGUAUGCUCGAUACAUAUACGGAUGAAAAUGGUCAAUUGGAUUUCACACGAUUACAACAUGGAUCCGGGAUGGGUCGAGCAUCUGAAGUCAGAAAAAUGAUGAAUGCUAUUCGAUGUGUCAGUGAGAAAAAGAAAAAUCCUAUGUUUUCAAAAGCUGACCUAAGACAAAUCGCCACAGAUAUUAAAAUCAAUCUGGACAAAUUCGACGAAUUAUUAACUAAACUAAAUGAUCACGGUUAUUUAUUGAAAAAAGGUUUAAAUUUAUAUGAAGUUUCUUUAGUGGAUUAG
Molecule: messenger RNA, 2556 nt
Organism: Adineta ricciae
Lineage: Eukaryota; Metazoa; Rotifera; Eurotatoria; Adinetida; Adinetidae
Source: the annotation of a GenBank genome assembly